Botrytis deweyae is the source of this 522-nucleotide messenger RNA. RefSeq lists its product as uncharacterized. The record is from RefSeq and is a predicted model, not a curated record. Gene Ontology annotation, cellular component: cytosol. Gene Ontology annotation, molecular function: 8-oxo-7,8-dihydrodeoxyguanosine triphosphate pyrophosphatase activity. The transcript has a single exon. Gene Ontology annotation, biological process: dGTP catabolic process. The coding region runs from base 1 to 522 and encodes 173 amino acids. Lineage: Eukaryota; Fungi; Ascomycota; Leotiomycetes; Helotiales; Sclerotiniaceae.
AUGUCCACUCCCACUCCCACUCCCCCGCAUCCCCGCGUCGGCGUAGGGAUCUUCCUCCUACACCCCACUCAUCCCCUCUCCACUCCCACCUCGCCCAUUUUCCUCAUGGGCCAACGACUCGGCUCGCACGGCGCAGGCAUGUGGGCUCAUCCGGGAGGCCAUCUUGAAUUUGGCGAGGAGCUUGAAGAAUGCGCUAUACGCGAAGUGGAAGAGGAGACGGGAUUGUGUUUGAGGAGGGAAGAUGUACGGCUCUUAACGGCGACGAAUAGUGUUUUGGAGGGGGAUGGGAAGGAGGGGCAGAAGGAAAGGAGACAUUACGUGACGAUUUGGAUGGUGGGGAGGUGGGAUGGGAAAGGAGAGGGGCCGAGGAAUGUGGAGCCCGAGAAGUGCGCAGGCUGGGAAUGGGUGCGGUGGGAAGAUAUGAAAGAAUAUGCAGAGGGAAAUGGGGAGAGGAAAUUGUAUCAGCCUGUGAACGAUCUUUUAAGGACUAGGGGGGAAGUGUUGCCUCCUCGUUUUGAGUGA